Molecule: messenger RNA, 2076 nt
Organism: Puccinia triticina
Lineage: Eukaryota; Fungi; Basidiomycota; Pucciniomycetes; Pucciniales; Pucciniaceae
Exons: 6
Coding region: 1-2076 (691 amino acids)
Molecular function (GO): protein binding
Source: RefSeq, a predicted model, not a curated record
AUGGCUUACUCCCCCGGCUCGUCUUCCUCCACUGCCUCGUCGCUCGACGACACCUUCCAUCUCCACCAGCAGCGUAUCAGCAAGAAGGCCGACCAGGAGAACAUGGCCUCCCCCAUCAUCUUCACCCUCACAAGCGCAGACCAUCUUUUUCCUCAGCGCACACUCACACCUCCCUCGAGCGGGCUGCCUAUCAUAAUCGGAAGGGCUGCUGACCCCGACAAGCAGGCCAAGUUCAAGACUUCUGCCCCUUAUCAAGCUGCACCCGAUAAUGCAAAGUUCCACUGCCCCGUGAUGAGCAGGACUCAUGCCCAACUCACCUGGAUCGAUCACCGACCUUAUCUUCAAGACACUGGAUCCACCCAUGGUACAUGGUAUCAACCCAACCGAGUCUUCGUUGCUGACUCGAAGGGCCGCAAGAUUCGCGCCGGCUCGCAUGCGGCCUGGGAAAAGAUCCCUAAAUCACUACCUUUACAGGAAGGUAUGAGCAUCCGAUUCGGCAGGGCGAUCACCAAUCCAUCCAACGGUACUCGUCACACUCCAUUAGAAGUCAAGGUUCGAUUCCACAGACCAUCCGAGCCGUUCAAACCGGGUACCUACGGCUUAAAGGAUUCGCACAUCAACUCAUCCGAUGACAGCGGUGACGAGGAUCGAUCGCACAAGACUGACGAUGAUGCUGUCGAUGGUGCUAGAUUGACGACCGCCUCCAAAAACCAAUCUCCUGAACGACUUCCCGGACCUCCUGGCUCAAAGUCUGACCUGAUCAGCGUUGCCCGCAAUGCCAACCCUCCCGAUUCGAGUUUAACUGUUGGACACGCCGCUCCGGAAACCGUCGAUCGAUUUUUAUCUAGCAAUUCGCCCUGCAACUCGACGCGAUCCUCAGACAAGAAUCCUUCUCCACUUUUGGAUAGGUCUCUAAUCAAGCGUCCCAAUGUCAAACUAUUGACUCUCGCGGUCCAGCAACCAGACGCAUGCCCCAAGCAGCUUUCUUCUGUUGCCUCCCGCGUCGCUAAGCCAACUGAAGAGGCCGCUAAUAGCCAAGACAAGGCGGCGAAUGAGGAAGAGCCGGGCGAGCUCAGUGAUGGACUCGAAGAAGAGAAUGGCGAAUUCGACUUGCAGUGCACUUAUGGUGCGAGAGAAGCACCAAGUCACAUCGAAGAAGAGCACAGCGAUGUCGACCAACAGCACAGCGCUGUCGAGCAAGAGCACAGCGCUGUCGACCAAGAGCACAGCAGUGCCGAAGAGGAUGACAGCAACGACGAAGAAGAACAGAGUGAAAUCGAAGAGGAAGAUAGUGGGAUCGCAGAUGAUUCAGUUGAACUUCAAGCUGCGCAAGACGGAGAAGCUGCUCCUCUAGCUUCUGUUCAUCAAGAACGUGAUGUUGAUCCAAAUGGACGACAAACUCGGAACCAAAACGAAGUAUCUCAACCUGGCGCACAAGAAGCCAGUGAGGUGAGCAUGGAAAACAGUCAAGAGAGCGUCAACGACGACUCAGUGUCUUCCUCAGCCUCUAGCCAAGAAGCAUCUCCGCCGAAGAUCUCCUCAGUCGUAGACUCUGUCCAAAAGAAACACGUCUCGAAGUCGUUCAAGGAUCUCUCGGUUGUGACUACCAUUACCAGCCAAACUAAAUUCACAGAGUCAUUAAACCGAUUACCUGAGAGCCUCGCCAAAACUGUCCAGUCUCCGAAAUUCAAACGCUUACAUAAAUCUAGUGGCGAGCAAGAGACCGCAAAGAAUCGCUCUGCUCUUACCGGGAACUCGAAUCCAAGCGAUGCUCGAGUGGCUCCUGUAGAAGUUGUUGACGGGCCAUCGCCUGUCCAAGCUAAAAGAAAGAGACCAGCCGAGUUUGACGAAGAAGAGUCCGGGAAUCUGUCGGCCAAGGCGCCCGUCAGUUCCCGAAAAGCGAGCAAACGUGCACCAGGGAGCGUCUGUCAACACUGCGCUCACGAAGUCCAUCCGGCCAAGAAGCCCAAGCUGUCCAGCAAGCUUGUCUCGGCCGCCCAAUCCCUCGCCAUCUUCGCCCUCGGUGGUGUCGCUACUGUCGCUGGCAUCCUCGCGUUUGAAAACGUCAUUGAAUAG